Anarrhichthys ocellatus (wolf-eel) is the source of this 5873-nucleotide messenger RNA. It is a transcript of the gene dicer1, whose product is annotated as dicer 1, ribonuclease type III. Gene Ontology annotation, biological process: siRNA processing; apoptotic DNA fragmentation; pre-miRNA processing. The coding region runs from base 50 to 5620 and encodes 1856 amino acids. Gene Ontology annotation, molecular function: RNA binding; protein binding; ATP binding. Gene Ontology annotation, cellular component: cytoplasm; RISC-loading complex; nucleus. Lineage: Eukaryota; Metazoa; Chordata; Actinopteri; Perciformes; Anarhichadidae. The record is from RefSeq and is a predicted model, not a curated record. The transcript has 26 exons.
CAGCCCCCCCCCCCCCCCCCCCCCCCCCUCACCUCCACCUCUUUGAAGCAUGGCAGGCCUGCAGCUUGUCACCCCUGCCACUUCACCCAUGGGGCCUUUCUUUGGUCUGCCAUGGCAGCAGGAGGCCAUCCAUGACAACAUCUAUACACCGAGGAAAUAUCAGGUAGAGCUUCUGGAAGCAGCUAUUGAACAUAAUACUAUCGUCUGCUUGAAUACUGGCUCAGGGAAGACCUUUAUUGCAGUACUUCUAACAAAGGAGCUCUCCCACCAAAUCCGGGGACAUUACCAUGAAAAUGCAAAGAGGACUGUUUUCCUGGUGAACACAGCUCUGUCUGUAGUUCAGCAAGCAGCUGCAGUCAGGACUCACUCUGACCUCCAAGUGGGAGAGUACACAGAUGUGGAGGAGACCUCAUCAUGGACUGACCAACGGUGGAGUCAAGAGAUCACGGAGAAUCAGGUGCUGGUCAUGACUUGCCACAUAUUCCUGCAUGUUCUGAGGAAUAAAAUCUUACCUUUGUCUAAAAUCAACCUGGUGGUGUUUGAUGACUGUCACCUGGCCAUCACAGACCACCCUUACUGUGAGAUAAUGAAGCUGUUUGAGGGCUGCUCGUGCAGUCCCCGUGUCCUGGGUCUCACGGCCUCCAUCCUGAAUGGGAGGUGUGACCCGUCAGACCUGGAGCACAAGAUCCAGAAUCUGGAGAGGAUCCUGAAGAGCAAUGCUGAAACUGCCACUGACCUUGUGGUCCUGGACAGAUACGCCUCUCAGCCCAGAGAAGUGGUGCUGGACUGUGGCCCCUACGUGGAUAAGAGCGGCCUCUCUUCCUGUCUGCAGGCAGAGCUGAAUGAAGCGCUCCACUUCCUGAGUGACUGCAACAUAUGUGUUACCAGAGAGGACCGCGAUCCCACGUUCAUCUCCAAACAGAUCCUGGGGGACUGCCUGGCCGUGCUGCAGGUUCUGGGUCCCUGGUGUGCAGAUAAGGCCGCGGGCAUCAUGGUGCGGGAGCUCCAGAAGUACAUCAAACACGAGCAGGAGGAGCUCAGCCGCAAAUUUCUGCUCUUCACAGACACCAUCCUGCGCAAGGUGCACGCCCUCUGCGAGGAGCACUUCUCGCCCGCCUCGCUGGACCUCAAGUUCGUCACCCCCAAGGUCCUCCGGCUGCUCGAGAUCCUGCACGAGUACAAGCCCUUCGAGCGGCAGCAGUUUGAAAGCGUGGAGUGGUACAACAACCGCAACCAGGACAACUACGUGUCGUGGAGCGACUCAGAGGAUGAGGAUGAGGACGAGGAGGUGGAGGCCAAAGAGAGGCCUGAGACAAACUUUCCCUCGCCGUUCACCAACAUCCUGUGUGGCAUCAUCUUUGUGGAGAGGCGGUACACUGCUGUCGUCCUGAAUCGUCUGAUCAAAGAGGCGGGGAAGCAGGACCCGGAGCUGGCUUACAUCAGCAGCAACUUCAUCACCGGCCACAGCAUCGGCAAGAACCAGCUGCGGAACAAGCAGAUGGAGGUGGAGUUCAGGAAGCAAGAGGAGGUUCUCCGCAAAUUCCGGGCUCAUGAAACCAACUUGCUGAUCGCCACCAGCAUCGUGGAGGAAGGCGUGGAUAUCCCAAAGUGUAACCUGGUGGUGCGGUUCGACCUGCCCACAGAGUACAGGUCCUACGUCCAGUCUAAAGGCCGAGCCCGAGCACCGGUCUCCAACUACAUCAUGCUAGCGGACAGUGAGAGGACCAGAACCUUCGAAGACGAUCUCACCACCUACAAGGCCAUAGAGAAGAUCUUGAGGAACAAAUGCUCCAAGUCGGUGGAAGUGAGUGAGUUUGAAGUGGAGCAGGUGCUGGACGACGACAACAUCCUCCCACCCUACGUGCUCCACUCUGAGGAUGGAGGUCCGCGGGUCACCAUCAACACAGCCAUCGGACACAUUAACAGGUACUGUGCCCGGCUGCCCAGUGACCCAUUCACCCACUUGGCACCCAAGUGUAAAACUGCUGAGAGGCAGGACGAACGCUUCCAGUCCACACUCUACCUACCCAUCAACUCCCCUCUGCGAGUCCCUGUUAAGGGUCCGACAAUGAUCUGUGCCAGACUGGCAGAGAAAGCAGUCGCACUACUAUGUUGCGAGAAACUACACAAAAUAGGUGAGCUGGAUGAUCACCUGAUGCCGGUGGGUAAGGAGACGGUGAAGUAUGAGGAGGAGCUGGACCUCCACGAUGAGGAGGAGACCAGCGUACCAGGCCGGCCCGGCUCCACCAAGAGGAGACAGUGCUACCCUAAAGCCAUACCAGAGUGUCUACGGGACAGUUACGCUGUACCAGAGCAGACUUACUACCUAUAUGUGAUCGGGAUGGUCCUCACCACCCCUCUCCCUGAUGAACUCAACUUCCGCAGGAGGAAGCUCUACCCACCGGAGGACACCACCAGGUGCUUCGGCAUCCUGACUGCCAAACCCAUACCUCGAAUCCCCCAUUUUCCGGUGUACACCCGCUCGGGCGAGGUGACCAUCUCCAUCGAGCUGCAGAAGUCUGGCUUUGCGCUCACCACCGUUCAGCUCGACCUCAUCACCCGCCUGCACCAGUACAUCUUCUCCCACAUCCUCCGCCUGGAGAAGCCGGCGCUGGAGUUCAAGCCCACACUGUCUGACUCGGCUUACUGCGUUCUACCUCUGAAUGUCGUUGGGGACUCCCACACUCUAGAUAUGGACUUUAUGUUCAUGGAGGACAUUGAGAAGUCUGAGGCCCGCACUGGCAUUCCUACCACUCAGUACACCAAGCAGAACCCCUUCACCUUCAAGCUGGAGGACUACCAGGAUGCUGUUAUCAUUCCAAGGUAUCGUAACUUUGACCAGCCUCACCGCUUCUACGUUGCCGAUGUGUACACAGACCUGACGCCGCUCAGUAAGUUUCCUUCGCCAGAGUACGAGACGUUUGCCGAGUACUACAAAACCAAGUACAACCUGGACCUGUCCAACCUGAACCAGCCGCUUCUGGACGUAGACCACACCUCCUCCAGACUGAACCUGUUAACCCCUCGGCACCUGAACCAGAAGGGCAAAGCCCUGCCCCUCAGCAGUGCAGAGAAGAGGAAGGCCAAGUGGGAGAGUCUGCAGAACAAACAGAUCCUGGUUCCAGAGCUGUGUGCCAUCCACCCCAUCCCCGCCUCCCUGUGGAGGAAAGCAGUGUGUCUGCCCAGCAUCCUCUACCGCCUCCACUGCCUUCUGACCGCCGAGGAGCUCCGAGCCCAGACAGCCAGUGAAGCCGGAGUGGGAGCCCGGACCCUGCCCCCUGACUUCAGGUACCCAAACCUGGACUUUGGCUGGAAGAGAUCCAUCAACAGCAAAACGUUCAUCUCCUGUCCUGACUCCGGCAGUGAGGACGACGAGGGUCACUGUACGCACCAAGAGACUGAGAGCCCUGACCCCGAUCCCCUCACUCAGCCCAGUAGUCACCCCUCUUCCCAGCCCGAGCAGGGGCCCCAAGCAGCCCCCGAGCCCGGAGCAGCCACAUGCACGAGGAACCUAACCAACGGCACUGCCCUAUUCGCCGACUGUGAUGACGACGGCCACCACGACGAGCACCUUCACCAACAUGACAAUUGCCAACGCUCCCAGCCCCGCUCCCCUGGGCUGCAGAGUCCUGAAUCAAUGCAAACCACUACCUCAGUUCCCGUGCAGCCCUCUCACGGCUCGAAGAAGCCCAGCUCCAGUCCUCCGCAGCCUAGUGAUGAAUGUACACCGGGGAGGACCUCACACCACGCAUAUAAAGCUACCUCAGUCUGCAGCCAGGCGGCCACGGGUCCAGACGCCUCCAUAGCACCUACUCCUGAUCCGACCGCUGUCCCCCAGCUCGAAGCCCAGACCGGAGACUCCCCCAAGAGCCUGGGGCCCAACCCGGGCCUCAUCCUGCAGGCCUUGACCCUAUCCAACGCCAGCGACGGCUUCAACCUGGAGCGGCUGGAGAUGCUCGGAGACUCUUUCCUCAAGCACGCCAUCACCACGUACCUGUUCUGCACCUACCCCGAUGCUCACGAGGGGCGGCUUAGCUACAUGCGCAGCAAGAAGGUGAGUAACUGUAACCUGUACCGUCUGGGGAAGAAGAAGGGGCUCCCCAGCAGGAUGGUGGUGUCCAUCUUCGACCCCCCCGUGAACUGGCUGCCUCCUGGCUACGUGGUCAACCAGGACAAGAGCAGCACAGACAAACUGGACUCGGAGGAGGCCAAAGAGGAGCUUCUGGGCAAUGGGCAGCCUGAAAAUGAUGAUGAUGAGGACGAUGAGGAAGGCGAGGAAGGCGAGGAGGUGGACGAGGAUAGUGAGCUGAUGCUGAAGGACGAGCCAAAGGACGAAGUCAACAUGGAGGACGAUCUGGAGUACUACAAGGAGCACAUCAAGUUCAUCGACAACAUGCUGUUGGGAUCUGGUGCGUUCGGUAAGAAGAUCUCGCUGAGUGGCUUCCCUCCCCCUCUCGCCCCGACCUCAAGCUCCUCCCCCGCCACGGAGUCUCCGUACGAGUGGAAGCCCCCCAAGAAGCCCCACCACACCACCGCAGCCCACUACCCCUCGGAGCCGGCGCCCAGCGCGCCCACCGCAGAGGAGUUCGACUACAGCUCGUGGGACGCCAUGUGCUACCUGGACCCCAGUAAGGCCGGGGAGGAGGACGACUUCGUGGUGGGCUUUUGGAACCCGUCUGAGGAGAACUGCGGCGCAGAGCUCGGCAAGCAGUCGAUCUCCUACGACCUGCACACGGAGCAGUGCAUCGCCGACAAGAGCAUUGCUGACUGUGUGGAGGCUCUGCUGGGCUGCUACUUGACCAGCUGUGGAGAGAGAGCAGCCCAGAUGUUCCUCUGCUCACUAGGCCUCAAGGUGUUACCGUUGGAGAGAGGGACCCAGACUGGAACAGUGGGGCAGAGCUGUCAGAUCACCGCCAUCGACCUGUGCUACGGCUGGCUGAAGAUCCCGCCCCGAUGCCUGCUGGACCAUCCAGAUGCAGAGCGAACUCUCAACCACCUCAUCUCCGGCUUCGAGAACUUCGAAAGAAAGAUCAACUACACCUUUCAGAACAAGGCUUACCUUCUGCAAGCCUUCACCCACGCUUCCUACCAUUACAACACCAUCACAGACUGUUACCAGCGGCUGGAGUUCCUUGGCGAUGCAAUUCUAGACUACCUCAUAACAAAGCACCUUUAUGAAGAUCCGCGGCAGCACUCUCCAGGCGUGCUGACUGACCUGCGCUCAGCACUCGUCAACAACACCAUCUUUGCCUCUCUGGCCGUCAAGUACGACUACCACAAGUACUUCAAGGCCAUCUCGCCGGAGCUCUUCCACGUCAUCGACGACUUCGUGCAGUUUCAGCUGGAGAAGAACGAGAUGCAAGGCAUGGACUCCGAGCUGCGUCGCUCUGAAGAAGAUGAGGAGAAGGAGGAGGACAUCGAGGUCCCCAAGGCCAUGGGGGACAUCUUUGAGUCCCUAGCCGGAGCAAUUUACAUGGACAGCAGGAUGUCACUGGAGACGGUGUGGCAAGUGUAUUAUCCAAUGAUGAGGCCACUUAUAGAAAAAUUCUCUGCCAAUGUGCCACGCUCUCCUGUGAGGGAGCUGCUGGAGAUGGAACCAGAAACUGCCAAGUUCAGGUAGGAGACCAGCACCUAUGACACCUAUUACAUUUAUCAUAUGGAAUAUGUUAUGGAACAUAUUCAUUGUAGCUAUGCACAGAUGAAAGGAUAGGGGUUAAUGACUGUUUAACACCUAAUUGUUAAUGUAACUUGUGGCGUUAUGAAUUUCAGUACAGUUUGAAUGUUUCAUGAAGUUCAAGUACAACAAACCUAUUUUGUAAAAAAAAAAAAGAAACGCAUUUAACUUAUCAAAGCUGCUGUUCACUUAAAGACAA